AUACAACACAAAAAGUUAAACAUUCGCUUUAGGAUUCGGAGUGGUGCAAAAGAGUGGUGCAGAUGUCAUUCCGCUACGAUCGACAUAGUUGGAUUUGUGAGUGUAUAACGUAUAGAUGAACAUAUUUUCACAAGUCUUGAUUGUUCUCAGAUUGUUCUACGUAGGCUAAAUGGAUUGUCAGCGCUUUUUAACGUAGAAACAGUGAGUUGUUGUUUACGUAUUUGUUCGUAAUUCUUCUGUCAGUGUUAGCCGCGGUUUGAGAAUCAUCCUCCGGCAGCCUAUGUGCCUUCCUCUCUAGCGUGACUACAGUAGCUCAUCAAACGUACGAACGAGGCUUGUGUUACAGUUAUGGAACCAUCAAAUAAAUGUUGGCGUUUCCGAAGGAAAUGUGUUGUUGGGCAAUGGAGAUACGUUGCUAUACUAUCUUCAGUAUUUAUUCUCGUCUACAUGGUAUAUACAAUUCAGCCAAGUGCUGUUGUUCAAUAUUCGCCUAGUUCGUCUGUAUUAGCCAGCAAUCAACAUGGAACCGUUAUUAAGUCUGUGCCUUUUUCCUACAAAUUUUCACCCACCAACAAUCUAAAUUUUACUCCAACUUUACUGGAACGAUUAUCGUCUGGUAAGGGUGUCCAGCCUACGCAAGGCAAUGCAUCAAAAUCAGAGGAUGGUGCUGAUUACUAUAAUGAUAAAACUCAUCAGAGUUCUAAAACUGGUACACUUAAUAAUAAAGGAACAAGUAAAUUACCAGAUGCAAUUAUUAUAGGUGUGAAGAAAGGUGGAACCCGUGCUCUUUUGGAAUUUAUACGCUUGCAUCCAGAUGUAAGAGCAUCAGGUCCAGAAACCCACUACUUCGAUCGUUAUUAUGAUAGGGGAGAGGAGUGGUAUAGAAAGCAAAUGCCUCCAUCAUUGGAAGGACAAGUCACGCUUGAGAAAACACCUGGUUAUUUUGUGACGGAAAAAGCGCCAGAAAGAAUUUUUAAAAUGUCCAAGAAAACCAAGUUAAUUUUAGUUGUAAGAAAUCCUGUAACAAGGGCAAUUUCAGACUAUGUACAAACAAUGAGUAAAGGAUAUAGAAACUUAAAGGAUUUUGAGGAUUUACUGUAUGAAUCUAACGGAAAAUUAGCGUCGGAGUGGGGCGUAAUACGGAUUGGGAUGUAUGCCAAACACAUGCGCAACUGGCUUAAAGUCUUCCCCUUAGAACAGUUCUUAUUUGUGAGUGGUGAAAAUCUGAUAAAAAAUCCUCAUGAAGAACUCGGACGUGUGCAAACCUUUUUAGGAUUGGAUGUAGUUAUCGAUGAAAGUUAUUUUUACCACAACCAGACUAAAGGUUUUCCAUGUUUGAAGAGAAAAGACGGACUUGAUACAUCAAAGUGUCUCGGGAAAACGAAAGGUCGUAAACAUCCGGAAAUACGUCCGGAAAUUCUUAAGCAGAUGUAUCAGUUCUACGAACCUUGGAACAAGAAGUUCUACAAGAUGAUAGGUAUUGAUUUUCAUUGGGAGGAUCAGUUUGGAACGCAAAAUGAGAGAUGAUGCAUAUUCAAUUACUCUAUUUAAAUAUUAUGCUAAUAAGAUAAACAAGCAAUGUUUAUAGUUAUAUUCACCAAUCUAGGCAAAUUUAAAUUUAACAUGAUGUUAAGUUUUCAUAAUAUAUAAAUAUAUGGUAAAUCAAAAUAUUCCUGCGUAUACAAGUAAUUUUGAGUCAUGUAUGAAACCACCAUUUAUACAUGUUUAUUUAAUAUUGCAGGUGUUGAUACUUGAAUAGAAUCCUAGGUGUUCAUGUUGAAUAUAUGAUCACAGGUGUUUUAUGAUCAAACUAUUAAAACUUACGUGGAAUAUGAUCAUAGGUGUUUAUACUUGUGUGUACUAUGAGCAAGUAUGCUUAUACUUGUGUGGAGUAUGAUCACAGGUGAUCAUAACCAUUGAAAUGUGAACACAGGUGUUCAUGCUUAUGUGGAUAGUGAUCACAGGUGGUCAUAACCAUGUAAAAUAUGAUCACAGGUGUUCAUACCUGCGUGGAGAGUGAUCACAGGUGCUUAUCUUGUGGAAUAUAAUCACAGGUGUUCAUCCUUAUGUGAACUAUGAUCACAGGGGUCUGUACUUGUGUGGAGUAUAAUCACAUGUGUUCAUGAUCAUGUGGACUGUGAUUAUAGGUGUUCAUGAUAUACAGUAAAGUGUGAAUGGUUCAUCCAAACUUCUAUUACCGGUAUUGCUCUCUGCAAAUAUUUUGUUUAAUGUAAAAUUAUUUUAUCAUAUAAUAAAAGAGCUUGUUGGUUUUUUUUUCUAAAUGUUCAAACAAUUGUGUCUAUGAAUUUAUUUGUUUUAAGAAUUUAAUUUAACAGUACGUCCAUAUUUUAUCCAUUUUCUAUAAAAUUUAUUAACAAAAUAUAAGGCAACAGGGUAAAAUUAUAAGUUGAAUAUUUUCAUCUUAUUCAAUCCUAAAUUUUCUGAUGAAUUAUAAUUUGCGACCUAUUAAUAUUAAUGCAAUAUAUUUUUAUUAAACUCUUUUUUACUUUUGACUUCAUAGAAGAAAAUUACUAUCAAAUAUAUGAUACCUCGACGUACUUGCACCGUUUCCAUUUCUAUAAAACUAAUUCAUUACUAUUACUAAAAAUAGCUUAAAGUUUUUUAAUAGAAUUCGCCUGCCUUCGAUACUUUUGAUACCAUUGAGCUAAAUUUCAGUCACUAUCAAAUUGUAUGUGACAAAUUUGUUUGAUGAGCACAUUUAUGUGUACUGUAUGGUGAUAUAUUACAACCAAAUAUGGGCAUAUCACAUUUUUUGUUACAUAAAAUUUAGUAGUGUGCAGAGAGCUUAAAAUAUAUAAGAAAAAAACAACCGUUCAGCAUGGAAAAUGCAACUUGGUCCUAAAGCUGUGUUGAGCUUUGUAAGAUAUAGGCCUACUGAAAACCCUAUAAUGUUUAAAUAUUUGAUAAUAUCAAUUAGUUCUUACAAGUACAGUAAUCUUUAAUUUUGAAAAUAAAUGGCCAGUAAACUGAGACAAAAAUUCCCAACGAGAAGCAGAAUAGAUACAAUUAAAUUUAUAAUUAUACAAAUCCAAAUUAAUCUUUAAUAAAUAAGGUUUUAAUAUAUUUUGAACAAUGGAAUGCUUGCAUCCUCAUCGAUAUAUGAUCAUCCUGUCAGGCCUCGAUUUAAACAAUACACGUCCUCAACGAUUUUUCAGUUUACUUUGUGUUGUUAUGGUCAUAUCUACAGCUAAUUAUCGACAUAGGAAUGUUUGAAUCCAAUGAAUUUAUGAGUAAACAAUUUCUUAGCCUCUGAUUAUGAAAGUUUGUGGUUGUAAAAAUGGGUAAAUCUCGAAGAAAUCAUGAAAUUAGAAAUUUACUAGUUUUCUGGUUUCAAAGUACCUAUCACUGGGGCAUAUGUGAGUGAUGAUACUCUAAUUACUUGUAAGUUGUGUUUUUUCUUAGGUUAAACUUAUCCAAGGAAGCCAAUUAUGAUAUCUAACCAAUCUUGUAUAUAGGUUUAUUAAUAAAUAGCUCCUAACUGUAUUAAAUAGAUGAAGAAAUCUACUGUAUUAGAGGCUGUAAGUUUGUUAUAAAAUUUUUAAUUAAUGUAAGAGAUAUAUAGUAAUGAAUGUUAAAAUGUUCACUUGUGUGGGUGCUAGUGAAUUCUUUGAAAUAUUCUUUAAAUAUGUUUUUAUUUCAGGAUGUUUUAUUGUUAAUGAUAGUAGUAACUGCCAUCAUUACACUUUUAUUAUUCUUUUGAAUCAAAAGAAAACAACAUUAUUCUUUACAUCCGAGUUAAAAUUUAUUUCAGCACCAACAAAGUUAUUAUUAGAAUAGAAGAAAACGGGUAAACUCAUGAUUGCUGUAUUUAUAUAUAACGCAAAUUGAGCAACGGGAUAAUUUGGUGUGAUUGUCUCCAAUAUUGGCAAGAGUACUGUAGCUUCCUAAUGGAAGUUGGCACUGUAUCAACUGUAAACAGUGUUUUAUUUUUGUUUUUUGUUUUUUUUUUUUUGUAGAAAAGAAAAAAAUGUAUAAAUGUAUGUAAAAUAGUUAACCUGUAGCCAGUUAAGCCAGUCAAGUUAUGUUAUGUUUUGUUUCAUAAUGGUAAUGUACAGAAAUUCAUAUUUAUAUCAACUUCUGGUCUUCAGUCCAGAUUUAUGUAGUUCAUGUACUUAAAUAUGACACAAAAAUUCUAUAGAGAGCUUUUUGUUAUUAAAGAGAAUAUUAAUUGUUCUAUAUAGACUUCCAAAAACAUUACAUUAUCCAGAAUGAUGCUGGGAAAAAAACAGCUGGCAUUCUGGUUUCUUUCAGGGUUAAUACCAUAGUUUCUUGGGUAUAUGCCCAUGUUAGGUACUGUAUAAGCUCACCCCCCCCCCCACUUUACGCCCAGCAUUACGUACCAUCCUUUCUUCAGGCAAAAGCCCAAUGUAUGAUUUGAAUGAGUAGUUUAGCUUGCACUAAAUACUGAAAGAAAAACAAAUAUUUGAUUUUGAUCGAAAAGGGGAUUCAAAGAGGGGAUGGGUGAGCUUAUACAAGAAGAAAUAUGGUAAAUCCUUUUAUUGAAAAGAGUUACAUUUGGUGACUGCCAUCUUUUUCUGCUGGUGCUAAUUUUCGUAGUGUUUUAUCGCACAACUACCUUAUGUAUAAAUAUAUGUUUUUUUGGUUUUUUUUGCAAAGUAUCUAAGAAACUAAGAAUCAUUUUAAAGUUAAGCAACAUUUUUGGCUCCUUUUGUUGGUGUACUGUAUAUGUAAACCAAAUUUGGUGUUGACAUAUAUGUAAAAAUAUAUAUAAAUAAUUUUACCCCAAAAAACAAAUUUACUACUGUUGUUGAAUCAUCUGGUUAGUGGUCAGAAUUAUUAAUUUGUAUGCAUUGCCUCAUCUAUGUUAUUAUAUAAAGAAAUUUGAAUAAAUACAUGUUUAAUUGGUAAUAAGAUUAUGGAAAGGGGUGUAUGAUAAAUUAUACUUUAUAAUCUUAAAGUGAAAUGUAAAAUUAUUGUUUUUAAUAUUUUUUAAAAACUGAGGAGUCUGUUGAGCAAGCUACAAUACUUUUUCCUAAAGGACUCUGUGUGCUUCAUGAACUAAAUCUUAUUAUCAGACGUCAGGAUUGGAACUGUUUUUUAGUCAUAAGAAAAAAUCCUGGAUUAAUAAAAACCCAGUAAUUUAAGGGCCAAGCAUCAUGCAGUAGCAGUACCGCUAGCAAGUGUUCUUAAUUUGUCUUAUUUUCUAAAGCAAGACAUUUGAUUACAUUGGUGACAAUAUAUUUAAUUUUGAAUUUAUUCCAUCACAUUCAACAACAGGUUCACUCAUCGAGUACAGGGUAAAUCUACUGUACAAACUAAGUCUCAUUGAAGCUUUUAGGGAGUAAGAUCUUCUUUGUCUUCAUAAAAAAAAAUCCAGGACCGACCAGGGUGUUUGAAGUUUAGCUUUUUAAGUACAGACUUCUGGACAUAUGUAUUACAGCAUGCAUUAAACAAAAAUUAAGAAUAUUACAUUGAAGAUUUCAACCACUGCUACGAUUAGAUCAUUCUAGUCACUGGUCACAAAAGAUGGAUGCUGUUAUCCCAUUUCUAGCAUGUUUUCAGCAGUCAAACAGACUGCUGUUCAACCCCUGCUAUGUUGUCACCAGCCAUUGACCCAUUUUAGCAUGUUGUCACCAGGACCAUGGCAAGAACAUUUUCAAUUACUGUUUUUUAAAUUACCUUACAUUAACACCAGUAAUGGCAAACAACUUCCAAAACAAAGGUAUGUAUACCCCAAGACACUGAUCUGUGUCAGAAUCCAUUAAAAGUCUUGGUUGGAACAUGCCAAUGUUUUGAAACUUCUGUGCCAUUUCUGGUGUUGUUCUCCAGUAACAGUUGGCAUGUUGCAGUGUAAAUGUGAGGUGCAAACAGCAGCAAUAAAGUACAAUUUGUUGUCAAA
This is a messenger RNA of Anneissia japonica, 5881 nucleotides long. Its product is annotated as heparan sulfate glucosamine 3-O-sulfotransferase 6-like. The record is from RefSeq and is a predicted model, not a curated record. Gene Ontology annotation, molecular function: [heparan sulfate]-glucosamine 3-sulfotransferase activity. The transcript has 2 exons. Bases 349 to 1527 code for a protein of 392 amino acids. NCBI's taxonomy places the organism in Eukaryota, Metazoa, Echinodermata, Crinoidea, Comatulida, Comatulidae.